GCGACUUGACGGUUGAACGUAUGGUUCAACCUCACCCCCAUGGCUGGUAGAAGGGUUAGUACGCUACCUUCAAUCGAAUCCUCUCAGCAAGCCCACAUCGAUGAUCUAGUUCAGCGAAACCGUACCCUCGACCAUACAGCCAAGAAAUUGAAAGAACAGGUUGAACUCGAGAAGACUCGCGCGAAAACGACCAUUCACGACAUACAAUCCAAGUGGCAUGCCGAGAAAAAGCAAUGGCGUGAAGCAGUCGAUACGUUACAGGCCUGUCAUCGGAUUGCCUAUUUACGCGUGCAGGUGCAAGUCGAAACCGAGCGCAAGAAUGUGCUCAUGGAGCAAGCAGCUAGGAGAAAGGAUAAACUAGCGAAAGCUCAUCGUGAUACUAUGAUCACGAGGUUCCAAAUCAGAGAGAGCGAGUUAGAACGUGUGUAUGAGGAGGAAGAGGGAAAGGCCGCCGAACGUAGAGCGCGAUAUGAAAAGGAAAUAAAGACGCUGAAAGGGAAUGUUGCUGAAUUGGUUGCUCGUGUGCACGCUCAAAACGAGCUUAUUGAGGCUGGCGAACUUGCUCAAGAUGAACUUCAAGACCAAAUCACCGAACUCCAGAAGGCCCGCGCUAAGAAAGGGCUGUCAUCAGAGUCCAUUGCUACUCGACUUGAGAGAACUAUUCUACAACUGGACAAUGAACGAGACAGAAAUGCGGACUUGGAACGCUCUAUCGACGAAUUGAAGAUGAACAAUGAAGAGCUUAAGCGGCAAAUCGACAAAUCGAAGUCUUCAGAAACCAAAGAUGGUACUGAAAUGGAAUCUUUACGGAAGAAGAGAUUGGAGCUUGAAGUUCAAGUUCAGGCGCUUGAUGCGAAGCUUGCCAAACGCGAGGGAGAUGAUGCGAAGUUUUCCGAGAUGACGAAGGCAAGGUUGAAGAACUUAGAAGAGAACAGAGUAUUGUGGCAGGAACGAGCCGAAGAGCUCGAAAGUACACUUGAAAAGCUAGAAGCUGAUUUUAAGCUUGCUACGACUGAACUCGCCAAACUCAAAUCCGCGCCCAAAGCAAAUGGCACUACCGUAGCAUCCCCUCAUAAGGUAUGGUCUUCCCUUCCGUCAACAGUACUCAACAUGUUACUGACACACCUUACCACUCAGAAAGCAAACACCCCGACGGGUGACGCUUCGGAGGAAGAAGUACAGGAAGCGAUAGCUCCGGUACCCUCUUCUCCUCCUACCCCUGGCAAUUCCCGAACGGACACCUCGUCAUCAAACAAGCCCCCUCGGCGCAGACGCGAGCAAAGCAAACCUGUCAACGAUGACUAUGAGGUCCCUUUCUCAACCAAAGGGAAAGGGAAGGGAAAGGAAACUGCUCUUGCGAGCGAGAACCGUCAUCCCAAGACAAAGGGGACACGAGCAAAAACCAAGCCCCGUUCUGAUUCACAGUUGCAGCAGGAGAGUGAAAAGCACAGUCCUACCGUCGCCGAAGAUGAUUCCGAGAUCGAAGAGUUACCUCCUGCCAUUCCUGACAAUGAGAAGGUCAAUCGUAAGGAGAAGGUUAAAAAAAAACGCAAGCCUGCGAGUGAUGAAGAAGAUGUGGACCUGGCAGCUGUUCGAAAGCCGAAGCGACGUAAACAGAACGGAGACGAGACGACACCUAACGUCAAUAAUAAACCAAGGUCGAAAUCGAAAGCCCCUCCGAGUCGUGCUGUUGAUGGAUCACUUGCCCCUGCGGGCGUUGGUGACUCGGCCAGCAAUCUCGCAAACACCAAACCUAAGAAGCGGAGAAUCAAUUUGUAUUCUGGUGGUAAUGACGUCCCUUCGUUUAACUUCAAGGCCACUGAUACUGGAGGUUUGAACAUACCCACGACACUGUCACCAGUGAGAGAGGAAGAUGCUCCGACCUCCACAUACUCACGACCUUGGGAAUUACUAAGAGGUGGAUUUUCACGUAAGAGGUGAAUGCGAACUUGGGGAGGAGCGAAACUACACCCAUGGUCACAAGUAUGACCAAACGAGCGACGGAGAGUCCAGACCCGGGCAAAGUGACGUUGGUUCUGGUACCGAGACCGAUAAUACACGGCCUUGUGGAGGGUCCUACCGUACGAUGUACUACAGGAGAUGUAUUCAUUCAUGUAUGGUACAGUACUAAGUCCAAUGCCGUAGUGGGUAACAGUGUAGCCACGUCAUGAAACUCCUCUCAACGUAGAAUCAGCGUGAUUGGAGCGAUUAAGGAGGCCUUGUUUUCUUCUUAACCACUUCAUAGAUUUUGAGCCCAGGUCCAAGUUCUACGCGGAAAGACGCCGACUAAAACGUAGCUGGGUAAGUGGUUG
This is a messenger RNA of Marasmius oreades (fairy-ring Marasmius), 2312 nucleotides long. RefSeq lists its product as uncharacterized. The transcript is spliced from 5 exons. The record is from RefSeq and is a predicted model, not a curated record. Lineage: Eukaryota; Fungi; Basidiomycota; Agaricomycetes; Agaricales; Marasmiaceae. Bases 40 to 1941 code for a protein of 633 amino acids.